UUUAUUUUUCUGUAUCGCGACGCUAGGUUUCACUUUCUGCACGGCGUCGUGCGUUGCUCGCUGCCCUUAAGUGUCUGGUUUCGCUUUCUUUCUGACACUUUUAUGGCAAACUAGCAUCAUGAGUCCGGCGCACAGCUGCACGAAUCUGUCACUGAUCGUCAACCAUCUCCUUCUUGUCUUCGUGAAUUCCCUGUCGUUAUCUCCGGAGGCCAGUACGAUGUAUCUUCCGGACCGCGAAGCUUCAGGUGGUCGUGCUACUGACAAAAACAAUGAGCUUUAUUACGGUGGCAGUGGAGGCUCAAGCAGAGGAUCUUCUCGGAGGAGCCAGGAGAUGAUCGCCAAGUCCUCGAGCAACCCUCAUGUCGCAGUCUCCGAGCGGCCGAAAGUAGAAACACUUUCACAAACACCGUUAUCAUCGCCUGCUUUGAAUGUAACGGUGCCACGUCGUGCAGAGGGCGAGUUAAGAGUGGCGGCUCACCACUCGAAGAAAUCCCAGAGUCUCAUCGCGGGGUUCGGAUUGCCCUACUACCCCGUCGCCGUGGGAUUUCGCAGGCUUUAUAUCGUCCCGUACCCGUGGGCGUACUACGCUGUCUAUCCUACUUCAUGGAGACCCCCUGUAACCCCAGUGAUCAACGUACCUGUAGUUGUGCACGUGCACCCGCAGAUCGUGCCAGUGCACGUUCCCACACUUGUCUCGAACGCGGGUGGUGGCGGCCUUGGCUUUGUACCUGGCGGUGACUCGGGAGUAGCAGGUUCAGGCAAUCCGACUGCCGAGGACGGCAUCGGUGUUGACUUUGUGCCUACCUAUCGCUGCGGCACAGUCAAGGCUGCUAACUGCCAAGGCUGAAGAUGUGGUUGCGGGCUCUGUUCCGAGAGAUACUGCCUACUUCAGAGUUUCAUAUGUCUAUUCCUAUUAAAUCAAUCCUCAAUGGGGCGCUUCAAUAGCGUCAGGGACGUUGAUAAAUAGAAAGGUGUUAUGCUGGAUACGGGAGAACCUUCAUGAAACUAGCA
Messenger RNA from Rhipicephalus sanguineus (brown dog tick), 1011 nucleotides. RefSeq lists its product as uncharacterized. Bases 119 to 847 code for a protein of 242 amino acids. The transcript has 2 exons. The record is from RefSeq and is a predicted model, not a curated record. NCBI's taxonomy places the organism in Eukaryota, Metazoa, Arthropoda, Arachnida, Ixodida, Ixodidae.